UUGCGGUCAGAUACGUGUAGGGAAGUGUCAGGAAGUGUGAGAGCAGGCCAAUAUAUAAGUCGAAGCUUGCUAUGAUGAUCCCCGCCACCGCGGUCUUACCUAGAAGAGGGCAUAUACCCCUGGACCAGCAUGGGUAUCCCGUCGCAGCAGAUGGUCUGUACGUCAAUAUGGGUCCCACUGCCCGGCCACUCCAAACGCGAGGUCCAACCCCUACAUGUCAGCACCCUCAGGCUCAAACUACUAGUGCAUUUGGCGGCUACCGCAGUCCGAUGACCGUUUUCGACUUCCCUCCUCCUUCUCCCGUUACGGUAUCCCAUCCUCCUCCUCCUCCUCAGCCUCAUCCCCGCUCUGUCAAUCGCGGACGUGGAUCCGAUCGCCAUGGUCACGCCGGCCGUAUUCCGAGGGGUACCAGUGGGACUCGGAUCCCAAAGCCAGCCCCUACACCAGCCCCAGCCCCAGUCCCAUUUCCACCUCCUCAGGCUUCCAAUCCUCCACAUCAGACUAGCGGGUUCGGCGGAUACGCAAGUCCCGGAGAUGUCUUUGAUUUUCCACCUCCUACUCCUGCCGUCCCUCCGCCUCCUCCCCCUCGUCGUCCUGAUGUGAGCCUUGGGUCAGACCGUCGACCUGUGGCUGUUCCUCAAGUGGCUCAGGGUCAACCCUUCAUCUUCCAGCCUCGCGAAGAGGAGUGGUACCUCCCCUCUGGCGGCAAGCCUGCGGUAGGCAGGUUCUCUCACUGGAUUAUGAUCCUCGUCGGAGUGUGCUGCACCCUCGCUGCAAGCUCUGUGUACAUGAUAUGGAAGCUCAUGAUGUUCGUACGGCUAUGGCGAUCGGCGACUUUCGUCUCCAUCUUCUUCUUCCUGCUUGAAUGCGUCCUCUAUGUGGCCGGCUUCGUCUACCUGGUGGAGUUCUCUCGUCCUACCAUCCCUCGCACGAAGAAGCUCCUGCCCCUGUCUGGUCCCUUUCCCCUGGUCGCCAUCCUGAUCACAUGCUGUAAGGAGAAGCUGGAUGUUCUCAAGGACACCGUUAGGGCUGCCCUGUCGCAGAACUACCCGGCCGAUCGCUACUGCGUCUGCGUCUUGGACGACGGAGGGGACGACGAGCUGAAGGAAUGGAUAGAGCUGAUGGCCAAGCAGUUGCAGAGAGGGUUGUGGUACAUUCGGAGGAUCAAACAGGAGGGAGUGCCGCAUCACUAUAAAGCCGGGAACUUGAACUCGGCCCUUAGGGAGGUGUGGGGAGAGUUCAUUGCUAUCGUCGACGCAGAUAUGGUCCUCUCACCCAACUUUCUUGCCGGCAUGCUGCCGCACUUCACUUCCAGAAAAAUUGCUUUCGUUCAGUCCCCGCAGUCCUUCUACAACAUCCACCCAGGAGACCCUCUCAACGACAGCGGCAUCUUCUUCUACGAUCUCCUGCUUCCUCAUCGAGACGCCUGGGGAUCCGCGCAAUGCGUUGGAACUGGGGCGAUCUUCCGCCGGGAGUGCUUGAACGAGAUCGGCUUCUUUGCCACCGGCUCUGUUACCGAGGAUUUCGACACAGCACUGCAGUUGCACUGCCGUCUGUACGACUCUGUGUACAUUCAGCAGCGAUUCCAGACAGGUCUGACUCCGUGGACGCUUGCCACCUUCAUCAAGCAGCAUCAACGAUGGUGCAUGGGGGGGAUACAGAUCCUCUUGAAGCGAGGGCCGCUGUUCAUAAAGGAUGAUAGAUUUGGCAUUUAUCGAAGAAUCAUCUACUUCUACGCGGGAGCUCAUUGGCUUCUAGCCUUUGUCGUCGUGGCCUUUCUGGUGAUGGCGCCCAUUUUGCUCUUCUUCGAUAUGUCCAUGCUUCCCACGGAAGCCAGUCCGGACGACUUCCGGACUUACGUGAAGAUGCUGGCACCCUACCUCCUCUUGUCCCGAGUCACCACCCAAGUGCUGUACCUUCGAAUCCCCGGCUUCAUCUUUCGGCAGCAAGUGCGCAUACGCGACGAGCAGAUGCUUGAGCGGGGAAUAGAGAGGGCAAGUAAUUAGGGUUUCCUGUGUUGUGUCUUGUAGAAGGGGGGUCAGUCAAUCCCCUCCUGGAGAGGGUAAUCAAUGCUGCCCCCCAUU
Messenger RNA from Chara braunii, 2084 nucleotides. The record is from the annotation of a GenBank genome assembly. NCBI's taxonomy places the organism in Eukaryota, Viridiplantae, Streptophyta, Charophyceae, Charales, Characeae.